This is a messenger RNA of Oryza sativa Japonica Group (Japanese rice), 2205 nucleotides long. NCBI's taxonomy places the organism in Eukaryota, Viridiplantae, Streptophyta, Magnoliopsida, Poales, Poaceae. The record is from RefSeq and is a predicted model, not a curated record.
ACAACCCUCUCACUACCUCUUCAGUACAGCUGCAGCUGCUGACUGCUCACUACUAUACCGCCUCUGUUCCAUCUCUCACACUAGCUUCAGGGAUCUCUCCUUUUUAGGCCAAACAAUCCAUCCACCACCCCCUGCGCCUCCCUCCCCCCUCUCUAAAAAUAGUAACAGUGCGCGUCAAAUGCAAUUCCCCCCACUCUUCUCUCCUCGCACACUCCUACUCCUAGAUAGCACAAGCUCCAGCAGCUGCAGGAGAAGCAGUAGCAGCUGAGGAAGUGGGGAUUCAUGGCCCUAUGAGGGGAGAAGAAGAACCAGCAGUAGCAGCAGCAGCUUAUACCACCGCGAGCAAGGCAGGAUUCUUGUUCUUCUCCGCCGCUCUGACACGGCUGCCGACGAGAGAGGAGGAGAUCAGCCGCCGGUGCAGCCGCCGCCACAGAAAGAUUAUUGAUGGAGCUGUCGCCGCCGAACCACGAGAGCAGUCCACCGACGGCGGGCGGCGGCGGCGGAGGAGGAGGUGACGGCGCCGGCGGAUCGAGCAGCGCGGGCGCGUCGUCGUCGGCGGGAGGCGGCGCCGCCACGCCGCAGACGCCGAGCCGGUACGAGGCGCAGAAGCGGCGGGACUGGAACACGUUCGGGCAGUACCUGCGGAACCACCGGCCGCCGCUGGGGCUCGCGCAGUGCAGCGGCGCGCACGUGCUGGAGUUCCUCCGGUAUCUGGACCAGUUCGGGAAGACGAAGGUGCACACGGCGGCGUGCCCCUUCUUCGGCCACCCGAACCCGCCGGCGCCGUGCCCCUGCCCGCUGCGCCAGGCGUGGGGGAGCCUCGACGCGCUGGUCGGCCGCCUCCGCGCCGCGUUCGAGGAGAACGGCGGGCGGCCGGAGUCGAACCCGUUCGCGGUGCGCGCGGUGAGGCUCUACCUCCGCGAGGUCCGCGAGCACCAGGCCCGCGCCAGGGGGGUCAGCUACGAGAAGAAGAAGCGGAAGAAGCCGCAGCCCGCCGACACCAGCGGCGGCGGCGGACACCCGCACCCGCCGCCGCCUCCGCCGCCGCCGCCGUCCGCCGGCGCGGCCUGCUGAUGGCGAGCAACUAGCACGUACGUGCGCACGCACCCAUUUGCCAUUUGGUACGCCGGAUUGAGCAUAUUUUAUGUAGGUUUUCGAUUAAUUGCUUGUGCAUGCAUGCAUGGUUUUUUUUUAUCAAUUCUACGCGCGCCGGCCGCUAGCUCCAUCCCAGACUGAUCAUCUUGUUGAUCGAUGCUACAUUUGUUGUUCGCUUCUACUUCAUCUACUACUAGCAGCUGCUUCUCCUCCCGCUUAAUUUUUCUUGUCAAACUUCUUGCUCGUCGAAGCAAGUGAAUGCGCCCUCUCUUACUUUUCACUGCCAUGAUAGAUGAUGGGGAGUAGUAGUAGUAGUAUAUUGUAGUACGUACCAUAUGCCCCUCAAAGUCUAGAGAGAGGACGAGACGAGAGAGAGAGAGAAAUUCAGAGUGGCCGGCCGGUGACCGGUCUUCACACUCCAUCUCUCUCUCUCUAACUCUCUAGAGAGAUAGGCCAAGGAUGGAUGGAUCGAUGCAUGCAUCUGGCAUCUCUCUCCAUAGUCACCUGUACUACUAGUUUCGUGCCAGAUCUAGCUAGCUGCUGCACUGCAUGAACCUCGUGUGCGAAUUGCUUGUCGAGUCCAAUCCAAAGAUACUCUCCAUUUUUUCUUCUUUUUUUUCCUCCACGAAUCCUCUUGGGGUUUCUUGUUCUGAUUCCUGUGUCGCUUCCUUUUUCUGGAGCUCCCGCGCGCCGGCCGCGCGCGCGCGCGCACGGAGGGCACUGUCUCGCGGCGCACGGAGCGGAGGCAAGGACGACGACGGCUACUGUUGCGCUAAUCCUCUCGGUCUCCCCAUGAACAGUACGCUGGCUAGCUACUGUUCUUCUUCUUCUACCAAGCGAGACCGCGUGCCUGCUGCUGGUUCGCGGAUAGAGGGUCAAAUUACCGAAUAGUUUUACCUAUAGCUAUGUCCUUUUCUCCCCGCCGCUCGUGGUAGUACUUGAUCAGUAUAGUAGCAUGUCUAGUUAACAUGGGGGUGAAGCCAAAUGAGGGGAUGGCGCAUGUUUAGUUAACUGUACAUAUCAACUGUUCAGCUAGGUUGUUUUUUUUUUUGCCCCCAGAAUUGCGUUGAUCCUUUUGAUUCGAACUGUCAUUUUGUUUUUGGAUUUUCA